Molecule: messenger RNA, 881 nt
Organism: Tremella mesenterica DSM 1558
Lineage: Eukaryota; Fungi; Basidiomycota; Tremellomycetes; Tremellales; Tremellaceae
Exons: 6
Coding region: 12-824 (270 amino acids)
Cellular component (GO): proteasome core complex
Source: RefSeq, a predicted model, not a curated record
UACAGAGCGUAAUGACUCUCCUCGCUCAAUCUCCCAUGUCCCUGCAUGACACCUAUGCCGCUCCCGUAGAACACCGAUUCAACCCUUACUCCGAGAACGGGGGUACCAUCCUCGCCAUUGCCGGCGCGGACUUUUCAGUCAUUGCUGGUGAUACUCGACAAUCUGAGGGAUAUAGCAUUCAAACCAGAUAUGCUCGUAAAGUAUUUCAACUGACUGAUAAUGCCGUUUUGGCAACGAAUGGCUUUGCAGCCGACGGAAAGAACUUUGUGCGUCGACUCAAGCAGAGUUUAGAGUGGUAUCAACACAACCAUCACAAACAAAUGGGGCUUAAAGCCAUUGCUCGCCUUAUACAGACCAUGUUGUAUGGCAGACGAUUCUUCCCAUACUACGUGUACAACAUUCUAGGCGGGAUUGAGGAAGAUGGCUCAGGUGCUGUGUACUCCUUCGACCCGGUAGGAAGUUAUGAAAGAGAGGCUUGUCGUGCAGCUGGUGCGGCUCAGGCUUUGGUGCAGCCAUUCUUGGACAAUCAAAUCUAUUUCAAGAAUCAACAACCUGAACCCGGUGCCGAACCUUUCGUCCCUGGUCGUCUCCCCCUCUCCACUGUCCUCGGUCUCGUAGUGGACUCAUUCACCUCGGCGACUGAACGACACAUAGAAGUCGGUGAUGGUAUCGAGAUCUUCAUCGUCAUGGCCAAAGGUCGGAGCCCGGAGAGCUUACUCGAUGAAAAGCUUGGGGAAGGGAUGACUAUCGAAGAAGUUCCUCCGGUGGGUGAAGGUGGUGAGGAGAGGACGUUCUUGCUCAGUGGGCCCCUCAAGAGGGACUAGAAGUUCACCGUAUGUACUCCACGAUUUUGACUGAUGCAUGUAGAUACUCAAUUCUUC